Messenger RNA from Bathycoccus prasinos, 618 nucleotides. RefSeq lists its product with no specific name. The coding region runs from base 1 to 618 and encodes 205 amino acids. NCBI's taxonomy places the organism in Eukaryota, Viridiplantae, Chlorophyta, Mamiellophyceae, Mamiellales, Bathycoccaceae. The transcript is spliced from 2 exons. The record is from RefSeq and is a predicted model, not a curated record.
AUGAAGUCUCUCGGUGUGGUUGCGCUGACCUGUCUCUCGUUUUCUUCCAUAUGCGCACACAAAAACACGCAGAAAAAGCAAGCGGAGGAUGCGGAGAAGCGCGCCGCCGCGGCGGUGAAAGCGAGCGGGCAGGAAGGGCCGCAGAAAAGUGCCGGGGAGAUUCGGUUAGCCAAAGAUUUAGCCGAGUUGAAGUUGGAAAAAGGGAUGUCGAUUAAGUUCCCGAACGGCAAGAACGACUUGAUGUACUUCCAGAUUGAAAUCAAACCGAGCGAAAACUAUUGGCAAGGCGGCAGGUUUACGUUUACGUUUAAAAUACCAGACUCGUACCCGCACGAACCGCCGAAAGUGUUGUGCGACCAAAUAGUGUACCAUCCGAACUUGGACACGAAAGGGAACAUUUGCUUGAACGUUUUGCGCGAAGAUUGGAGUCCGGUACAAACGGUCACGAGCGUUAUUUUUGGUUUGCUGUUUCUGUUCAUCGAUCCAAACGCCAGCGACCCGUUAAAUAGCGAAGCGGCGAAAGAUUUGAUGCAAUCGACGUCGAAUUUCAAGUCCAACGUGAGGAAGGCGAUGAUGGGUGGUAUUAUCAACGGCGUUCGGUUUACCAAGGUCAUUUGA